Messenger RNA from Hibiscus syriacus, 696 nucleotides. Its product is annotated as transcription factor bHLH62-like. The transcript has 5 exons. Bases 2 to 460 code for a protein of 152 amino acids. Lineage: Eukaryota; Viridiplantae; Streptophyta; Magnoliopsida; Malvales; Malvaceae. The record is from RefSeq and is a predicted model, not a curated record.
GAUGAAAUUAUCAAAUACGUGCAGUCGUUGCAGCGUCGAGUUGCAGUUCUUAUCUAUGAAGUUGGCUACUGUGAAUCCGAGGAUGAAUGUUAACAUUGAAGCCCUACUGUCAAAGGAUAUAUUUCAAUCCCGUGGAUCUUUGCCGCAUGCUGUUUAUUCGGUAGAUUCUUCAGCACCAGCAUUCGGUUUCAUAUAUCAGCCCAAGCAAGCGCUACCUAUGAACAAUGGCAUAUCCAAUAACGCAGAGAUUCAAUUCUCUAUGAAUCCGCUAAAUGCUGCGUUGCAUAAAACACAAGGCUUGCAGCUGCCUCCUGUCGCUAGUUUUACCUAUGCUAACGCUCAGAUUGGAUCAUUUUUGGAUGAUGAUCUCCAAAGCAUUGCUCAAAUGGGAUUUGGCCAAAAUCAACCACAAAGCUAUCAAAGCUCAAAAGUUGCAGGCCAAGUGAAAAUCGAGAUGUAAUUUACCAUCGGAAGUCGGAACCGUAGUUUCCGGUUUGCUUCGAGACUCUCCAUGUGAGCAACAAAGGCCUUUGUAUAUACAGAAGAAUUUCAGCUUGGGAGAAAAUUGAUGAAUGGUUUAAUCUGAAUUUUUUUUCUCCAGGAUUUGUUUUCUGCAAACUCAUUCUGUAGAUAAUUCUUACAAAGAUUCUAGAUUUGUAAUAUUGUAGAACUAAUUGCAAUGAAGUGAUGCAUUAU